GGAAAGAGUUAAUCAAGCAAGUGGCAUCGGUAAUGUCAGAGGUUCAAAAAACUAAUCCACAACAAUUUCCACCCAGCCACUCUCCAGCAGUAUCUAGGGGUAUAUUGAAAGAGGGAAAAAGUAACGAUUCUGGGUCUACAGCUAGUUCUACUUCAACUCCAGUAACAACAGGACAAGCUGCUUCAGGAAGUGGAUCAAAUACUUCAACUGCUUCACCUCAGAAGAAGAAGGGAAGAAAAG
Messenger RNA from Racocetra fulgida, 240 nucleotides. NCBI's taxonomy places the organism in Eukaryota, Fungi, Glomeromycota, Glomeromycetes, Diversisporales, Gigasporaceae. The record is from the annotation of a GenBank genome assembly.